Molecule: messenger RNA, 1263 nt
Organism: Rhizophagus irregularis DAOM 181602=DAOM 197198
Lineage: Eukaryota; Fungi; Glomeromycota; Glomeromycetes; Glomerales; Glomeraceae
Source: RefSeq, a predicted model, not a curated record
AUGUGUAUAAGAGACCAACUAUAUACUAAUUACCAGUGGUGUCAACAAUGUAAUGCUAAACAAUUUCAACAUGAUUUUUCAAAGUGGACCAGUAAAAAUGAAUUUAUUGAUAAAUUUAUUCAAGAUUCACAACUAAAUGCCAAAAAUAGUUAUGAAGUUUUAGAAUGGAUAGCUUAUGAUAAAUUGUCAAAUAUUAAUUAUUAUGAUAAAGGAGGAUUUAGUGAAAUUCAUAAAGCUAUCUGGUUAGAUGGACCUAUUUUUAGUUGGAAUUUUGACAAACAACAAUGGAAUAGACAAUUAAGCUAUGAGGUUAUUCUUAAAACACUUAAUCAUUCAUCAAAUUUAAAUAGUAAUUUUCUGGAUGAGUGGAAAUAUCAUUAUAAUUGUCAGAAAAAAUCAUUUUCAAAGUUUAUUCAAUUUUUUGGAUUUACCCAGGAUCCAAAUAAUUUAAAUUAUAUAAUAGUAAUGAGUUAUGCAAAAAAAGGAUGUUUAAGAAAAUGUUUAUCUGAUAUAAUUAAAUUUAAAUGGCAAGAAAAGUUACAAUUAUUGAAAAAAAUUGUAUUAGGGCUCAAAGUAAUUCAUGAAUCAAAUUUAACUCAUGGUGAUUUUCAUGAUGGUAAUAUUUUAAUAUCAGAUAGCUAUAAUGAGUUAUUUAUUAUUGAUUUAGGAUUAUGUAAACCUGUAAAUGAUUUACAAGAUUCUGACAAUAAAAUUAAAGAAAUUUAUGGAGUAUUACCUUAUAUGGCACCUGAAACAUUAAGACAAAAACCCUAUACACCAGCAAGUGAUAUUUAUAGUUUUUCAAUGAUAAUGUGGGAAUUUACAUCAGGUAUUCCUCCAUUUAAUCAUGUAGCACAUGAUCAUCACCUCAUUUUGAGUGUCUGUGAAGGGAAACGCCCUGAAAUUAUUGAAAAUACUCCAAAAUGUUAUAUAGAUUUAAUGAAAAAAUGUUGGGAUUCAGAUUCUUCCAAUAGACCAACCAUAACAAUGCUUGAAGAUAUUAUAUCUGAGUGGGUUAGAUGUAUUAAUAAAUAUUAUACAAUUAACAGGGAUGGAAAUUAUAAAUAUGAAGUACCUAAUAUUGAUAAUAAAUUAAAGGAUGAUAUGAUUGAAUUUAUAGAAUCAAACAAAACUUUAGUACAUAAGCAAGUAAAUGCUUCUAUUAUACAAUCUCAUACACAAGCAUACUAUACAAGUCGUAAACUUACUGAAAUCUUAGUUCAUGAAAAGUCUGAUUGUUUUGAAUGUAUAGUUAAAAUUUAA